Lucilia cuprina (Australian sheep blowfly) is the source of this 426-nucleotide messenger RNA. RefSeq lists its product as uncharacterized. NCBI's taxonomy places the organism in Eukaryota, Metazoa, Arthropoda, Insecta, Diptera, Calliphoridae. The record is from RefSeq and is a predicted model, not a curated record.
AAACGACUAGCAAACGGUUAAAAACGCCGAAAAUAACGAACGAACUUUUUGUGAAAUUUUUUGUUAAUAAAAAUAAAUAAACUCUUUUUUAAAAUGAAAUUAAUGAAAAAUACCUCAACUUAUUUGGUGAUGUUUUUAAUUUUAUUUGCUUGCUGCACCCAGGAAACGGAAGCAUUACGUCGGGUAUUGCGUGGCCGUAGAACUUUUACACGCAGUUAUUUUUCUGGUUUAGCUAUACCCGGAUGGGCACUUGUUACAGUGAUUGCUCUUAGUGAACUUUUGCUCGGUGCCAUCCUCUAUUUGGUAAUGUAUAAAUUUAUACUAACGAAAGAUGUUGAACCGACCACAAAUACAUAUGCACCAGCAGCAACAACGUCACAUGAGUCUAAGAUGAACCAAACAACCAACAACAACAACUAUGUAUAA